CGUGAACACCGGAUCCUGGUAACUUUCUUGCUUCUUUUCGAUAAGCGAUCAAAGUUUUGCCGAUCUCGUCAUUUUUUGGGUGACUAACCGCACAAUCAAAUCAUAUCUCAACAAACCCAUUCGCUGCUGAGAACGUGCUACUACGACCUCAGCGCGACACUCGACACAGCAUGGCUAACCAUAAGCAAGGGCAGGAAGAGAAUACACAUCACUAUGCGACUCGAAGCAUACACGUAGGAUCUGAACCUGAUCCAUCUACCGGCAGCGUUGUCCCGAAUCUAAGCGUAGCCACGACGUACCUUCAGUACGGUAUCGGAAAGCACCAUGGCUAUGAGUACUCCCGAUCGGACAAUCCUACCCGUAAUGCCCUCGAGCGAUUGAUCACGUCGCUCGAGACGUGCCCUCAAAGAGAGGACGGGACAGAGACUCUGGUUUAUGCCUCGGGAUCGGCAGCCACAUCGGCCUUGUGUCAAUGGGUCUCGUUGCCCGAGGUAGAGGGAGGUGCAGGGGGCGGACAUGGCCCCGGGAACGGUGGGCACGUACUGGCUGUCAAUGAUGUGUAUGGUGGAACCGCCCGAUACCUAGCUAGGACUGCCAAGAGUACCGGACUGGAAGUGACAUUCCUGGAUAUGGAGAAAGCCGGAGAGGAAGGUAUCAGGAGUCAUAUUCGGGACGAUACCAAGAUCAUCUGGCUCGAACUUCCUACGAACCCAAUGUUGCUUGUACCACCCCUCUCCUUGAUUUCCAAGAUUGUCGAAUCACUACCGCACCGACCGCUCAUCGUUUGUGACACAACCUUCCUCUCGUCCUAUUUCUUCACCCCUCUCUCAAACUGUCCUGGACCGCCUCUAGCCGAUAUCGUCCUCUCUUCCUUGUCGAAGUAUUCGGGAGGACACUCGGAUAUCAUCCUUGGUUCGCUCACUGUUUCGGCUCGUGUCAAAGACAGAGCUCUACGUGGGUUGCGAUUCAUCCAAAACUCAACCGGAGGUAUCCCUUCCCCAAGAGAUUGUCAUCUUAUGAUCCGAAGCUUGAAGACUUUAGGCCUACGAGCGCUAAAACACGGUAUGAAUGCGCUUCAGGUAGCUUCCUGGCUCAAGACCUGUCCCUUGGUCGAAAAAGUCAGAUACCCAGGACUUAACGGGGAUGGGGCAUUUCACACUGUCGAGGGUCUCUUGUCGACAAACGCUAAACGAGAACUCGAAUUCCUCGGAUGGCAAUUCCCCUUCAAGCCCAGUCCCACGGAGAACUCUACAGGCGGUCUGGCGCACCUGAGAUCCCUCGGGAUUCCAUUCGGAGGUGUGGUCAGCUUUGUGCUAAAAGACGCUCCAUCUGAGGCUGUCGAACGAUUCGUCACCAGCCUGAAGAUCAUUUUCUUGGCCGAAAGUCUCGGAGGUGCCGAAAGCUUGAUCGAGGUGCCCUAUGCAAUGACACACGCGCAAUUGCCUGAGGAGACAAAAGCGGCCUUAGGAAUCACUCAUAACCUGAUUCGUCUCUCGGUUGGCAUAGAGGAUGCCGAGGAUCUCAUAGAGGAUUUGACUCAGGCCAUGAGAGCCGCCAACAAUUAGGAGAUCCCCGU
Kockovaella imperatae is the source of this 1576-nucleotide messenger RNA. Its product is annotated as cystathionine gamma-lyase. The record is from RefSeq and is a predicted model, not a curated record. Lineage: Eukaryota; Fungi; Basidiomycota; Tremellomycetes; Tremellales; Cuniculitremaceae. Gene Ontology annotation, biological process: transsulfuration. The transcript has 5 exons. Gene Ontology annotation, molecular function: pyridoxal phosphate binding; cystathionine gamma-lyase activity. Bases 171 to 1565 code for a protein of 464 amino acids. Gene Ontology annotation, cellular component: cytoplasm.